AAGUCGGUGCCAAGUUUCGAACGCAGAUGGAAAUUGUAAACAAAUCCAGCUGACUCGCACGUGAUACGCUGAGGCCUCUUCACACUGAGGAACUUCGAUAUUGUGCCAUUUUUUUUUUUACAAGGGAUAGGAUUCCGUUGCUGAUGCGAGGUCAUCAUGAGAAUGAAGAAGAACAUGCACUUCCUAUCAUUUCUGCUCAUAGUUCUCCAGUGUGGGAUGGGCCUUGGACAAAAGACUUCAAAUGUUGAUGAGUUACUUAACUGGUGUUUAGAUGCAAGGCAUCACAAAACGUUGCCUGGACCAGAGGGUAAUCUUUUUAAACAGUGUACUCCAUGGAAAACGAGAGCUUGUUGCACAGAGGAAGUUACAAGGAAAAUUCAUGAAGACAGUCUCUACAGUUUUAAUUUUAAUCAUUGUAUGCAUCAGACAAGGAAGGAAAUGUCACGUGAAUGCCACAGACACUUUAAACAGGACCACUGCUUCUAUGAAUGCUCUCCAAAUAUUGGUCCCUUUGUUGUGUCAGAGAAACGAUCAUGGCGUAAAGAACGUUACUUCAAUGUUCCACUCUGUGCAAGUGACUGCGUAGCAUGGUUCAACAGCUGUGCAGAUGAUUACACUUGUACAGACAAUUGGUCACGAAAUUUUGAAUGGCUUGAGAGUUCCCAGUGUACUUCGGGUACAAAGUGCAAAACCAAUUUUUGUCCAAAGGGGUCAGACUGCAAGACAUUCAAGGAGAUUUACCAGACAGCUCAAAAUUUCUGUGAAAAAGUUUGGGAUCAUUCAUGGAAAUACACAAAUGACAGUAGCCCAUGUAUGCGAUUGUGGUUUGAUGGAAUUACAGGAAACCCCAAUGAUCUAAUUGCUAAACAUUAUGCCUUUAAAAUUGCUGGAGCAGAAUCUCUCUCAGGUAGUUUGCAAUUAUUAAUUGCUGUGGUAGUUCUAAUGUGGACUGUUUACUAGGUAUACUGUCAAUACUUCCUCUUUCUGGUUCAGAGUUUUAAGGUGUACCAUAUAGGGAAGGAAUUGUUACUCUGUAAUGUAAAUCAUACAUUACUAAAGAGAGUUAUUCUAAAGUAGUAUUGUUGAAUGUCAUAUAUUGAAAAAUAUGUAACUAAUGUUUGGAUUUUGUAAUGAAUUUUUUCAUUUAACCGUAGGACAAUGCAAGAAUAAGAGGCUUAAUAUUAUGUUUCAACAGUAAUUGCCUCAGGUAUACUUUGAACAGGUAAAAUGCAACAUUCCAUCCACAUAGAGUAUAUGAAAUAUAUUUUUUUGUACUUAAAAUCUAAAUACUGAAACUCUUGAUGAAUCAGAGAGGACCACUAUUUAUAUAUGCUUUUAUACUAAACAGUGAUGUGAUCAUUACAGGCUUUCCGUUGACCUGGAGUUACUAUAAAAAGAGCUCAAUUCUUUGUACAAGAAUAUGCAUAAUUGCACUUUGAGUAUAAUCCUAAUUUAAUUUUAAAUUUAUGGACUUUUCUCACAAAAUGAGUGAUUACCUAAUAUUUUAUUGUGAUAUAAGGUAUGAAAGUGGAUGAAUGAUUCUACAUUGUAAAAUAAUUAAUUAAAGUUCCGGUGUUAUACCUUCUUCAGAAUUAUGUGAUAAUUCUCAUAAAGAUGUAGUAUUAAAACAUGUCUUGUAUUAAAAAGUCAUUCAUAUUUGUACCUUUUCUAACUUUGUUACAGUAAACUCUGUACAGUUUGAGUUGAGAUUAUUAUUGUUUUUUAUGAGUAUGAAUUUAAGUACUGGGGAAAGGGCACUGCCAUUCUUUAAGCAGAAAGUUGGAAAUGCUUGAUGCAUGUAUGAAGUGCAGGUAUUAGAGUUCUGUAUAUAAAAUAUGAACUAUUUAAAGUGCAAUACAAAAAUAAUAGACAUUUAUAAGUACUUGUAGUUAGGACAGCGUGAGGGAAAUGAAUAAUAAGACAGAAAAAUAUGUAUAUUCAGCAUUUUAACUCAAAAGUUUAUAUUGAGAAUGAAUCUGGUUACUAAUGGUCAUAUAUGACAACUUAUAUACUGUUGCCUGUGUGGUGACCAAAUACAGGAAGGUAUGUACGUUUAUUAUUUGAUUUGAUAUUCGUCGCAACACUUGUUAAUGUACACGUGUAUGUAUUUUUAGAAAGUUAUGGGUUAAAGUUGUAAUUGAUGUUGAAGUUUGUAUAAAUAUAAAUACUCACAAAGAAAUGAUAAAGGUUAAGGAUUGCUCAAGAUGAUAUUAAAAUGGGAGAGAUAUUGUCAGUCCUUUUUGUUCUUUUGUUAAUGAUGAGCAUGAUACACCUGAUGUACCAGUAACCAUGAUUAUCUGGUUUACAUGCUACCUUCUAAUAGUGAAGGUAAGCAUUUAAACUCAUAAACUGUUCCAUGUUAGGUUAGUCACCAAAGAGCAGUUUUAAAAUCAGUCCUGAGAGGGCAUCCUAGUUCUAAAUUGGAGAUUCACAGGUAUGAAGUAAUGUUACUAUCCCUAAUGUAAUUAAUAUUUUUGUUAAUAUUGUGAUUAGGUAAAUUACUAUUAUUAUUAUUAUUAUUAUUAUUAUUAUUAUUAUUAUUAUUAUUAUUACU
Messenger RNA from Penaeus chinensis, 2554 nucleotides. Its product is annotated as folate receptor gamma-like. Gene Ontology annotation, molecular function: signaling receptor activity. The transcript is spliced from 5 exons. The record is from RefSeq and is a predicted model, not a curated record. Bases 157 to 960 code for a protein of 267 amino acids. NCBI's taxonomy places the organism in Eukaryota, Metazoa, Arthropoda, Malacostraca, Decapoda, Penaeidae. Gene Ontology annotation, cellular component: external side of plasma membrane.